Molecule: messenger RNA, 663 nt
Organism: Drosophila takahashii
Lineage: Eukaryota; Metazoa; Arthropoda; Insecta; Diptera; Drosophilidae
Product: C-type lectin 37Db-like
Molecular function (GO): signaling receptor activity
Source: RefSeq, a predicted model, not a curated record
AUGCCCAAGUUCGGCAUAUUUUUUCUCUACGCCUUAGUUGCGUGCAAUCUAUACGGAUUAGUUAAGUCCCAACCACAGGAUACUGGUUCCGAUAGAGAACACCAACCUAUUCAAGGUAGUAUUGAAUAUCUCCAGAAGCAAUUGAAGCUUCAAAUUACGACACAGAACACAACACUAGCGAUUCUGGACUCUAUGCAAAAAAAUACCCAGGAAAAACUAGAUGUAAUUCAAAGGGAAAUGACUAAGAAUUUGGAUCUUCUCUCCAAGCUGGAGAGUAACCCAAAAGGAUUUAAGAAGAUAGGAUCCAGAUACUUUUAUAUUGAAGAAGAAAUUAAAAAGAAUUGGAUUGAUGCGCAAUCCGAUUGCCGAGAAAAAGGAGGCUACUUGGCAGCCAUCCAAGAUCCAGAGGAAUUUAAUGCUUUAAUAUCGAAACUCAGCAAAGACAAUCGUUACUGGCUGGGCAUUAACGAUAGACACCACGAGGGAAUAUAUAUUUCUGAUGCCUCUGGGGGUCAAGCUCCUUUUCUGAAGUGGUAUCCUGGAGAUCCCGACAACAGGGAAAACUCUGAGCACUGCGUGGGAGUGGCCUACGGCAGCGGUAUGGCUGAUUGGCCAUGUGGAUUUGCUUUUAAUUUCAUUUGUAGUUUGGACAGUACUGUAUAA